Messenger RNA from Sitophilus oryzae (rice weevil), 2047 nucleotides. RefSeq names its product protein PRRC1-like. The record is from RefSeq and is a predicted model, not a curated record. Gene Ontology annotation, molecular function: protein kinase A regulatory subunit binding. Gene Ontology annotation, biological process: activation of protein kinase A activity. The transcript has 7 exons. The coding region runs from base 168 to 1223 and encodes 351 amino acids. Gene Ontology annotation, cellular component: cytoplasm. NCBI's taxonomy places the organism in Eukaryota, Metazoa, Arthropoda, Insecta, Coleoptera, Curculionidae.
GUCAUUUUUGACAUUUGACAUGUUUUCUUGUUUGACAAAGAAUUGUUUAUCAUCUUUGAUUUAUCAUACUGUGUUAUCAUAGACAAGAGAAAUAUUGAUUGUUUAUUAAUUUGGAAUAAGAAUACUGUUUAUUUAAUAGGUAUAUUAAAGUUAUCAUAAACGGAAUCAUGGAAAAGGAUGAUUCAAAUGGGAGCUCCUUUGAAAUAAUAGAUAAACCAGGAAAUGAUCAGGCAAAUGGAAGCGAUAGAACUGGAUCGUCUAGUCGCACUUCAACAUCAUCUUUUGUUACUUCCCCUUGUUCAGUGAAUGUUACAACCGGAAAUUUAUUAUCAAAUGUAGCACCACCAACAACACUGCCAGAUUUUCAAUUAUGGAACUCCCCAGCAUCUACCGCCAUUUCCACAGAAUCAACCACACAUUUAAACACGGUUGUUACUGCAGCCCCUAUUAUUGUUAAUCAAUUUCCAAGCCCACAAUUUAGUGCUGCCAUACCUCCAAACAAAGGCAUACCUCAGGAACAAUUGUUAAAGCGAACAGUAUUGAUUGAGGCAGAAGAGGCUUCAUCUAGUGGUUUUUUUGGUUUUGUUAAAGAUGCUUUAUCAAGUCAGGUUGUUAGUAAAAUGGUAGAGAAAGCAAAAAGUUCAGUAGACUCAAUAAUUACAACUCUGGACCCUCAAAUGAGUGAAUAUAUUUAUUCUGAUGGCGAUUUAAAAAUAAUUGUGACUUCAGAAGAAGAAGACAUUAUUGGUGCAAUUAGAGAAGCUACUUAUGCAGUUUUUGGAAAAGCAUGGGUGCAGGGUCUGACAGAUGUGCCUUUUGAAAAAACUCAAGCUGUUGGAUUUGAUAAAGCUAUAAAAAAUCUUGAAGCAAAGUUAGCUUUCUCUCUGCAGCUGAAAAAUAUACCAACCGUUGCUAUUGAAAAUGUCUUAAUAAAACAAGGCAAGAUCUGGCAUGAUGUUAGUAUACUGAUACUGAGAGACUUGGAUAAUCAAAUAAAUCUCCAAACAUUAUCACAAUCUGUACCAGUGCCAGUCAGAAAAUUUUUAGGACCUGAAGUAGCCGACAUAGACAUAGAGAAUAAACUUGCAGAAUAUUUGAAGAAUGUUCCCUGCUGGCAAGAGGAGGUAUCAGGUGUGACAAGAAAAGAAAUAUUAACUUUAGCUGCUAAAGUACUUUUUAAAGUCUAUAAAGACAAUUUACCGCGACGAUCAGAGAGUAAAUGAUAGAAUACAGAAAAUAAAUAAUGAAUCUUUAGCCUUUAAGCGAUCCUUGUAUUAUAUCAACUUUAGAUAGAUAGUUAAACUCACCGCGCAAAAUUUAGACAUAUCUUUUGAGAAGUAAAACAGAAACUUUUUGAUGCCCUUCAUUUUGAUUCCACGUUAAAUUUAUAAAGUAAUAUUAAAGGAUAAAAGUUUUGGCACCUUGAUUUUAACUGUUUAUUUCGCAAUUUUCUGUUUUUUUUUUAAAUACAAUUUGCCUUGAAUACGCGAGCAACAAAAACGGGGUAUGAAUAGACUUAAUAUUACUCAUAAAUAGAGUAAUUAUUAAACUGCAUAAAAUCACCUAACGCAUUGAAAAUCCCCGCACGUAAGAUGUACUUUCAAAACGUAGCAUGCUUAAAGCUUCAAUUUCACCUGAUUGACUUCAAAACAAACAGGAUUCAAUACUUGGCACAUUAUUUCGAAAAUUUUGUGGCUUGUAACAGAAAAUGGACCUUUCAACAGGGGCGGUUUGUCUUACGAGGCAGUGCCUCAGUAAUAAAUUUGAAAAAUUACAUGUCUUGAUCGAUCCAUCUUUAAUCACAAUUUUACAUUUUUUUUCUCUAAUUGCAUCAGUAUAAUUUUUUAUUCGUCAUUCUACAAUAAAUUACGUUCAUGGUAUAAGAAAUAAUGUAUAAAACUAAUGAAAAGAAAUGCCAUAGGCCUUUUGUUGAAGAAAGAUCAAAUAUAUGGAGUAGUUAGCGCGUGAAAUGAUCGUAUUAAUGUAGAUAAAGAAUUGUAAAUAUGUAGUUAAAUAUGUUAAGUAAAGUGAUCUGUUACAAGUAAAC